Helobdella robusta is the source of this 453-nucleotide messenger RNA. RefSeq lists its product as hypothetical. The annotation marks the transcript as partial. Lineage: Eukaryota; Metazoa; Annelida; Clitellata; Rhynchobdellida; Glossiphoniidae. The record is from RefSeq and is a predicted model, not a curated record. The transcript is spliced from 3 exons.
AGGUUUACAUAUUUCUGGAGAUACGAGUCUCCGUUCAGUCAACAUUACCCUGUGACCUUUGAACUGGAUGGCAUGAUCUUCAACUGUGCUGAACAAUAUUAUAUGUUCAAGAAGGCUGAACAUUUUGAUGAUACGAAUUCAAUGUUGGAAAUAAUGAAGAGUUGUAAGCCAAUGGAGCAGAAGAGUAUUGGGAGGAAGGUGGUUGGUUUUGAUAAAGAGGUUUGGGAUAAAAUCAGUAGAGCUGUUGUCAGAAAAGGCAAUUAUGCUAAAUUCUCCCAGAAUGAAGAGCUGCUGCAGAUUUUGUUAUCGACUCGAGGAACGACAUUGGUGGAAGCCAGCCCUAAGGAUGCUCUGUGGGGCAUCAACUUGGAAGCUGAUAAUUAUCUCGUUCUCAAGAGAAAUUGGUGGCGUGGUCAGAAUUGGCUCGGGGAGGAAUUAACUAAAUUGAGAGAU